Messenger RNA from Laetiporus sulphureus 93-53, 588 nucleotides. RefSeq lists its product as uncharacterized. The coding region runs from base 1 to 588 and encodes 195 amino acids. Lineage: Eukaryota; Fungi; Basidiomycota; Agaricomycetes; Polyporales; Laetiporaceae. The transcript is spliced from 4 exons. The record is from RefSeq and is a predicted model, not a curated record.
AUGCAAGAAGAAGCAUGGAUAGCGGUGGUCUUAAGCCUCGCUGGUAGACAGAGCAAAGCUCUGAGGGAGAUGGGAGGUAGAAUACCCAUAGAGAAGGAGUGGGGCAUGAGCCCGGAGCGGCAGGAUCAAUUCCUGCUGGAUAGAGGCAGAGCGAGUGCUCUGGGUAGUCAUACGAGCAGUGAAAUUCCCCAGCGGGUUGGAAAAUUGUCAGAGUCGAUCUGGUCAUUUAUGGAGACGCCAGAUUUGUCCUUGAAGGAGAGGUUCCGAACGACACGGAACUUGCCUGGUGAGCCGGCUUUCUCCACCACAUGCAGAGCUAUGGUUGCUUGGAGUAAAUGUGCGAGUGAUGGGAGCGAAAUCGCCAAGAGGAAACCUGUUUCGAAUCUUGUAGGGCAGCUGAGGGUAUCUAUCAAGAAGGCCAUGACGACGCAGAAGUGCCUCGAAGGCAUCUGCGACGUAUGGAGUAACGAUGCGUUCACGCACGCAUACAUUUUUCGGAUCCUGCGUGAUGGUCGCCGGAGCCACAGAGAGAGCAGGGUGAAUCAAGUGUCUCGGUCGCAGUACAAGCGUCAGCUUGCCGUAGAGUAG